Molecule: messenger RNA, 4681 nt
Organism: Fundulus heteroclitus (mummichog)
Lineage: Eukaryota; Metazoa; Chordata; Actinopteri; Cyprinodontiformes; Fundulidae
Gene: map3k12
Product: mitogen-activated protein kinase kinase kinase 12
Exons: 14
Coding region: 336-3224 (962 amino acids)
Biological process (GO): JNK cascade; protein autophosphorylation
Molecular function (GO): JUN kinase kinase kinase activity; ATP binding
Source: RefSeq, a predicted model, not a curated record
ACGUCAAUUCAGCACUGGGAAGGAGACAGCUCCCUCCCCACCCCCUAAAAAACCCAGCGCGCGCCUCACGUUGCAUGGGUCCCCGGUUCAUGAUAGCGCCGUUUACCCGCUGGGAUCCGUCCCAGUAACGUGAAAACACUCGUGGGCACCGUCGCUGGGAACCGGAGAGGCUGCCCGGAACGGAGGAAAACAACAACCAGCUCGCCGAGGCGGACAAAUACAAAGCCGAGCCCACCCUCUCACUUGACAACGCGACAUCAACCAAGGCAGAAAGGCAUUUUCCUCAUCUCUCGCUCCUCCAUCCUCCCUAACCUGCGGUGUUGGGGAAACCCCUGAUGAGUGGGACCUGUAUCCAUGAGCCCCGCGCCCCUUCCCCUUCCCUGUCAGGCUUCAGCACUCCCAUCUCAGAACCCCCCUAUCGGAGACUCGAUGGAGACACCCCUGCCUGCACCCCCGAAACGGACCUGACCCCCACACAGUGUGUGCUUCGUAACGUACUGUCUAUUGAACCCACCGUACACGGAGGGCCGGGCGGCAGCAGCCCGAGUCCCAGUGACGGAUGCACAGCCCACUUCGACAACAGUGUGCUAAAACUCCACGAACAUGAGGCCUGCCAGUGUGGCAGCAGUGGCGGGGCUGAGGCGGGCCACAGUCCGGAGGCUGGAGCCGUCCGGAGCCAGGCGGAGAACAUUAGGCUCCAGUCAGGGAGUGGAGGGUUUUUGGAGGGACUAUUUGGCUGCCUGAAGCCAGUCUGGACCAUGAUUGGAAAAGCCUACUCCACUGAACACAAACAUAACCAUGAAGAGUCCUGGGAGGUUCCCUUCGAGGAAAUCUCGGACCUGCAGUGGGUGGGCAGCGGGGCGCAGGGGGCCGUCUUCCUCGGGAAGCUUCACGGGGAAGACGUGGCUGUGAAGAAAGUGCGGGACAUCAAGGAGACCGAGAUCAAACAUCUGCGCAAACUCAAGCACCCAAACAUCAUCACCUUCAAAGGUGUAUGCACCCAGGCUCCCUGUUACUGUAUCCUGAUGGAAUACUGCGCCCAAGGCCAGCUGUAUGAGGUGCUGAGGGCGGGCCGUAAAAUCACCCCUUCCCUCCUGGUCGAAUGGUCCAUGGGCAUCGCGGGGGGCAUGAACUACUUACACCUCCACAAAAUCAUCCACCGAGACCUCAAAUCCCCAAACAUGCUGAUCACACACGAUGACAUGGUCAAGAUUUCUGACUUCGGCACCUCAAAGGAGCUCAGCGACAAGAGCACUAAGAUGUCGUUUGCCGGCACUGUGGCCUGGAUGGCUCCUGAAGUCAUUCGGAAUGAGCCGGUGUCGGAAAAAGUGGAUAUCUGGUCCUUCGGAGUGGUGCUGUGGGAGAUGCUAACGGGGGAGAUUCCUUACAAAGAUGUGGAUUCUUCUGCCAUCAUCUGGGGCGUGGGAAACAACAGCCUGCAGCUGCCCGUCCCUGAGAGCUGCCCCGAUGGCUUCAAGAUACUCCUCAGACAGUGCUGGAACUGCAAGCCCAGAAAUAGGCCCUCUUUCCGACAGAUCCUCCUUCAUCUGGAUAUAGCGUCAGCUGAUGUGCUCUCCACCCCACAGGAAACAUACUUUAAGUCUCAGGCUGAAUGGAGAGAGGAGGUGAAGCAGCACUUUGAGAAGAUUAAAUCCGAGGGCACUUGUCUCCAUCGGCUCGACGAGGAACUGAUUAACCGCCGCAGGGAGGAGCUCAGGCAUGCUUUGGACAUUCGUGAACACUACGAGAGGAAACUGGAGAGGGCCAAUAAUCUUUACAUGGAGCUCAGUGCUGUGAUGCUGCAGCUGGAGCUUAAAGAGAAAGAACUGCAGCGGAGAGAGCAGUCGUUGGAUAAAAAGUAUCCUGGUCUGUUCAAACACCACAGCUCCAGACAGAGCAGCUCCUCCAACUCCAUGGACAAGCUCAUCAAAAAGAGAAACGUCCCACAGAAGCUGCCCUCUGGAAAGAGGCCAGACAUCCUGAAGUCUGAGGUAAUCCUUCCCAAAAUGGAUUCCUCGGUGAUGCAAGUCACUAUCCCAGCCUGCCCCAACAGGAGCUCCACUUCUCCCAGCCGGUCUCGGAGAGUAAAGACCCGCCAUCGCAAGCCCGGCAAGGGCAGCAGCGGGGACCUGGCAGGUCUCAAGGCGAACCAGUCGUCCUCCAACAGGGAGACAACGGCGCAGGCCAACAACGCCGCCACCGCCAACAACUCCAAGCAGCUCCUGGAACCGGCGGCGGCCCUGCGGGGUCUCAGCCACGAGCAGCAGCAGCAGAGGCAGCUGUCGUCCUCCAGCCCCGACCUCAUCUGCACCACGCUGGAGGCCGAGGGCCAGGGGAAAAGGGAGCCCUCGGCGAGUGGGCUGGAGAGAGGGGGCAGCCUGAGCGCCUCCGCUGGGUUAGGGGGUUCGGAGGGAGGGGCAGCGGGCAUGGAUGACCUCACGGAAACCCCUCCGCGCAGCGACACUCCCAGCGAGGACGCCGCGUCGUUCCCGUUCUCCAGCAGCCCGGACUCGCCGUGUGGGAGAGGAGCAGCGGCUGGCAGAGGAUCCCUGGGAUCUCCUCGCCUUCCUCACGAUGGCGAGGACAAGGACGAGGGAGCCAGUGCUGUGAGGAUACCUCGGGGGGCUUCGGGGGGUAUCGGUACUCAGCACCUCACACCUUCCGCCAUUUUGUACAGGGCAGCUAUCACACGCAAGCAGAGGCGUGGGGUGUCAUCCGAAGAGGAGGAGGGUGAAGUUGACAGUGAGGUUGAGUUGCCACGGAGACGCCGUCCGACCAGCAUCACCAAGUGCCAGUCGGUUUCUACCUUCAGUUCAGAGAACCUCUCGGUGUCGGACGGCGAGGAGGGCCACACCACUGACCACUCCCACAGCGGCACGCCCGACGUGGUCAGCACGAACACGGACGACCGGUUGGACGACCGCAGCGAUGACCUCCUCUCCCAGGGCUCAGAGAUCCCAGCAGACAACACCGACCCCGCCCAGGCUUCUGACGGCCUGUCGGAGAGGGACUGCGCUCCGGGCCACAGCAAAACUCAGCUGGACGCCGGGCAGAAUCCUAAUGAGAGUCGGGCCUUGUGCGAUGAUUCUGACUGUGACAGUGCUGAGCUGGACCAGUCAGGCAGCGGAGAGCCCAGUCGGCCCCCCAGUGCCGGAGCGUGGGUGUCGCCGUCCCAACCCUAUCAGGGGUCUCCUCAGACGCCCCACACAGGACAUCCUCAGUAGAUCUCUGGACGUAAAAACAAAGACCUCCAGCCUCCCUGUAACGAGCAACCAAUCUGUCACCGAUCUGUCAGCGCAGUGCAUUACUGUUGCCAAGAAGGAUCACACCUACUCCAACACUCAGACAAUGACAAGUAGGCCUGUGGUGUCUCAUAAGUUUAUUGGCGGGCGAACCUGUAUCAGAUGACAUGGGACAUUUGGAGCAACACGACAGGUAUAAUCAGAUACUGUAUUUUGGCAGCUUGUGACCUCAGUUAAAUGUCAGUUAAGUUAAGUAGGGGUGUUUUUAGGAAAAAAAAUAGCUACCACGUUAACCUUAGGCACUAUGCCAGUUCAGCAAAAACCCAUCAUUAGAUGCGCACGCACGCACAAGAAGAUACUACACUCUUUAAAGUAGUCCUUAAAACACUUUAACCCUCACUCUGGGAGCAUCCUCCAUGAUUCUCCACACUCUAAUGCAUCAAAUACUAAUGGGAAAUAAUGUAAAUAUACAGUACGUACCACAAGAAAUGUCUAACUUUAUUUUAUAUGUAAGAUAAAAAUGUAAGACUAAACUGUAUGCAGCCCUGUGAACAAAUGCAUGAAUACAUGUUUAUAAUUUAUGUUUGAAUGUGUCCGUUUUCUAUUUUGUGAAAGUUUACACUUUUUUAAUCCUGAAAAUCUUACUUUAGUUAUCUACUUUUUUGUUAAAUAAAUGUCAGCAUCACAAAAGAAAAAAAAAUAUCUACAAUUAAUCGAACCAUCUUGAAAAUACUGAUUAUGAAGCAUAAACAGGGAUUUCAGUAGGUGAUACAUUAUUUGUUAACUCAUAUACAGAGUUUUAAACUCAUUUAUGACACCUAUAAGGUUUUUAUUGGGUUUGGCAAAUAAGCAAAAGAAGGAAGACUUUAGGGUUCACUCAAAAUUCACCUCUACCAUUUUAAACUUGACCUGGUUGACUAGUUAGGCACUACAAGCAUAAAAUAUCUGCACAGAAUCUUGUGUUUUUUUAUUUCAUCAAGUCUAAUUCAGUGUUCUAACAUAACUUUCUAUGAUGUUUAAUAAAUGUACUAAAUCUUUUUAUUUUACAGCCUUAAAAUAUUUUAGACAGGGAGAUAUAUCUUGUUUUUUCCCCAUCAAUUCUUCUAAGUUGUAAACAUUUGAUGCUAUUGUUAAUGACAACACACCUGUGCUAGCUGCUAAUGCUGACUAAAGUCUUUUAGGCCUGCUGAACUAAAUAAUUUAAACGUUUUUUAGCACUGCACUUUGUCCUUGGUGACCAAUAUAACAGUAAUAACAGUAAAUUGAGUAGGUUUGGAACUAAGAUAUGUUCUUUAAUUUUAUUUUCCCAAAUUCUUCUCCCUCUUAAAAUUUGCCGCUAACAUUAAUCACAACACAUUUGGUGCUGGAUGCUAAUGCUAAUGAAACAUUCUCUCUCUCUCUCUCUCUCUCUCUCUCUCUCUCUCUCUCUCUCUCUCUCU